CAGCUAGAAUAGGGGUCUCUUAGAGUUACACGUGCCACAAAAACGCUAAAACAAACUAUUUCGCCUUACGUUAAUAGGUAGCUACGCAUUGUAACCUUGAAAAGAGACCCUCUUGACUUUUGACAUCAAAACUUGCGGGUAGCAUUUAGCUUUGAACUCCAAUCAACAAUCAGGCCGGUGUAGAUGGCCUCAUGACAAAGAAUCAGUUGUUGAUCCGAAAAUAUCACCCAUGAGCUGGCCAUAAGAGCCAGCCAGUAAUUCUCUUUCCAGAAAGGAUGUCGGUGCUGCACCGGCUGCAGCGCCUUCGAAGGAGAAGAGGAGGAUGGCUUCAGUCGCCUUUUCUUUGGGUGGUAGUUGUCGCAUGCCUCCUCGAAGUCUCCUUCCACGCUUCUCGCUACCGAGUACCCGUACCGCCGCGCGAGCUCGAUACCCCCUUCUACGAAUCGUGCCAGGAACCGCCGGCAACGCCGCCGGAGACCCCGCGUGAGAAUGCCGCCAUCGUUAUGCUCGCGCGCAACCAGGAGGCCGAGAAAGCGGCCCGCUCCGUCCGCAGCAUCGAGCAGCGCUUCAACCGCUGGUUUCGCUACCCAAUUGUGUUCCUUAAUGACGAACCCUGGAGCGAAGAGUUCAUAUCCCUUAUGAACGCCACGACGAGCGCGCCGACUUUCUUCGAAUCGGUCCCUAAAGAAGAAUGGACGUUUCCGUCCUGGAUGGACAAGGACGCUGCUCAAGCGAGCAUCAAAGAUCAGGGCGAUCGCGGAAUCUUGUAUGCUGGAAAGGAGACGUACCAUCAUAUGUGCCGUUUUUUCUCAGGGAGUUUCUAUAAUAUCGAGGCUCUCAAGAAGUAUAAAUGGUACUGGCGACUCGAACCAGACGUCGAAUUCUCUUGUUCGAUUACCUACGAUCCCUUCGUCGAGAUGGCCCGCCAUAAAAAAGUAUAUGGUUUCACGAUAUCGCUCUGGGAGGAGAAACGGACGUGCCCGAGCCUCUUCAGGGAGGUUUCGGACUGGAAGGAAAAGCAGGGUAUACCCAGCACCACCCUGUGGAAGGCGGGUGUAGAUGCGUCUUGGGCACCCUGGCCGCUCCGCAACCUAUUAAGCUGGUUCUCGCACCGCGACAGGUCCGGGGACGGCUGGAAUCUUUGUCACUAUUGGAGUAACUUUGAGAUCGCCGAUCUCGAUUUCUUCCGCGGUCCUAAGUAUCAGGACCUCUACCAGCAUCUAGAACAUACCGGUGGCUUUUACUUCGAAAGGUGGGGUGAUGCCGCAGUCCAUUCACUCGCCGUGAACAUGCUUGCGGAGCCACAUCAGGUGCACCACUUUGCUGAUUUUGGAUAUCGCCACGAUUGGUACUAUCAAUGUCCAGCUAACGCACCAGAGGGCCAAUUGCCCGAGUCGCAAGCGUUAAACGAGGCCCAGAAGACCUGGGCUGAAGAGAUCCCGGGUGGUGUGGGCUGUCGGUGUGACUGCGACGGUCGCCGGAACAGAAACCAUGCUACUUAUUGCUUGAAUAAACUUAAGGCGCCGAAUACAGCACAUCGUCCUUGGUCUACAUGGUUCCUCAGCUUCAUUUUCUAGGAUAAAGACCUAGUCGAUUUUUGGGCAAACGAUCUUCACAGGAUACGCCUCAAGAAGCGCUUUUUUCUGGCUCCUCGACUUUUAUAGGCAUACCAGGAGGUAUCGCAAGUCUCCUAACGGCGUACUUACCAAAGGGCUAGGAUAGUAGCAUACAGAGCAGCAAAGCAGCUUUUAUUGGAUACUAUUGAUACGCUCCAAGAUUCCCCAUUAACCAGAUGUGAUCUACAGAUCUGAGUUAGCUUACUGCCAUCUAGGUAUUAUCUAUCAAACAAUACACGGACGAAUGCGAACCGCUCCGAGUUCCAGAAAGAAAGAUAGGAUUGUAUAGUUGGAUGCGAAGACAACAUAUUAUAUCCAUAAGACGAUAUACAUUACAACAAGAGAUAUUGCAUAGCGACAAAUCCAUGUAUUUCCCCCUAUUUGGCUUUCCACAAGCUGUUCCAGCAUUGUCCGCGCAGAAAAAAAACAUUUAGGAAUUUGAUCUAUGGGGCCAAGAAGUUAAUAUAUACGAGUCGAAGAUUAUGACCAUAAAUUAUUCGAAGCUAUUCUCGAUGUGAUCACCAAAGAACGGGCAAGAAGUAG
Messenger RNA from Annulohypoxylon truncatum, 2159 nucleotides. RefSeq names its product glycosyltransferase family 15 protein. Gene Ontology annotation, molecular function: alpha-1,2-mannosyltransferase activity. Gene Ontology annotation, cellular component: membrane; Golgi apparatus. Gene Ontology annotation, biological process: cell wall mannoprotein biosynthetic process; protein N-linked glycosylation. The transcript has 2 exons. Bases 276 to 1577 code for a protein of 433 amino acids. NCBI's taxonomy places the organism in Eukaryota, Fungi, Ascomycota, Sordariomycetes, Xylariales, Hypoxylaceae. The record is from RefSeq and is a predicted model, not a curated record.